This is a messenger RNA of Onychostruthus taczanowskii (white-rumped snowfinch), 2709 nucleotides long. RefSeq names its product solute carrier family 35 member F6 (gene SLC35F6). Gene Ontology annotation, molecular function: transmembrane transporter activity. Gene Ontology annotation, biological process: transmembrane transport. The coding region runs from base 131 to 1474 and encodes 447 amino acids. NCBI's taxonomy places the organism in Eukaryota, Metazoa, Chordata, Aves, Passeriformes, Passeridae. The transcript is spliced from 6 exons. The record is from RefSeq and is a predicted model, not a curated record. Gene Ontology annotation, cellular component: intracellular membrane-bounded organelle; membrane.
UCCCAGGACAGAAACCCGGGACAGAAUCUGGGGACGGAACUGCCGGGACGGAAUCCCCGGGACAGAAUUCCAGGACAGAAUUCCCAGGACCGGCGGCACCGGAGAGGCAGAUGGAGGUGGGGGCGUGUAUAUGCAAAUAAGGAGGCGUGGCCCCACACACUUCCCUCCCAUUGCUCUAUGGGCGUGGCCAUCUCAGGCAGGGGCGGGGUUUUUCCCCUUGGGGGCGUGGCCUUUGGGGGCAUUGGGCUGCGGGGGCGCGCUCGGUGGGCGUGUCCUUUCUGUGGGCGUGUCCUUUCUGUGGGCGUGUCCCCCCGCUGUGGGCGUGUCCGGGGGCGUGUCCCGGUGCCGGGGGUCCAUGGCGUGGUCCCGGUACCAGCUGGGCCUGGCCGCGCUCAUGCUGCUCACCGGCUCCAUCAACACCCUGGCGGCCAAGUGGGCCGACAACUUCAGCGCUCCGGGCUGCGAUGGCACGGCGGAGCACAAAUUCCAGCACCCCUUCCUGCAGGCCGCCGGGAUGUUCCUGGGGGAGCUUUCCUGCCUCCCGGUGUUCUACCUGCUGCUCCUGCGGGAUCGGCGCCGCGCGGAUCCGGAUCCGGCCCCGGCGCCAUCCCGACCCUUCAACCCGCUGCUCUUCCUGCCCCCUGCCCUGUGCGACAUGGCGGGCACCAGCAUCAUGUACGUGGCGUUGAACAUGACCAGCGCCUCCAGCUUCCAGAUGCUCCGGGGCUCCCUCAUCAUCUUCACCGGGCUCCUCUCCGUGGCGUUCCUGGGCCGGAGGCUGGAGUGGAGCCACUGGUCGGGAAUUCUGCUCACCAUCCUGGGGCUGGUGCUGGUGGGGCUGGCGGAUCUGCGCGGCAACGGCGGCACCGAGCACGGGCUGGCCGACGUCAUCACGGGUGACCUCCUGAUCCUGCUGGCCCAAGGCAUCGUGUCCAUCCAGAUGGUGCUGGAGGAGAAAUUCAUCUUCAGCCACGACGUCCACCCGCUGCGCGCCGUGGGCACCGAAGGUCUUUUCGGCUUCUCCAUCCUGGCGCUGCUGCUGGUGCCGCUGUCCUUCAUCCCGGCGGGCCGGCUCUCCGGGAAUCCUCGCGGCGCGCUGGAGGAUCCGGCGGACGCCUGGUGCCAGAUCCGCCGGGAUCCCCUGAUCCUGGCGGCGCUCCUGGGCAACGUGGGGAGCAUCUCCUUCUUCAACUUCGCGGGGAUCAGCGUGACGCGGGAGCUGAGCGCGACCACGCGCACCGUGCUGGACAGCCUGCGCACGCUGCUGGUCUGGGCGCUCAGCCUGGCGCUGCGCUGGGAGCGCUUCCACCCCCUCCAAAUCCCGGGAUUCGCCCUGCUCCUGGCCGGGGCCGCGCUCUACAACGGCCUGCACCGCGCCCUGCGGAGCGCCGGGAAUAACGGGGACGGCGGGAAUAACGGGGAGAGGGAAGCGCUGCUGGGAGGGGAUGGGGACAGUGACAACAGCCAGGGGUGAGCGGGUGUUCAUUGGGAUCGGCGUUCCGGGGAGCGGGAUUGGGAAUUGUCCCCGUGGGGAAUGUCAGAGAGGGGUGGAGAGGCUGUGCCGGCUCUUCCCGGUGGGAUACGGACCCACGGUCGGCUCUGCCGGAGCUUCUGCCCCAUUCCCAGGGGAUUGGGAUUGGAUUGGGAUUGGGAUUGGAUUGGGACUGUGGCCACAGCCAGCUCUCCUGGAGCUUCUGCCCCAUUCCCAGGGGAUUGGGAUUGAGAUGGGAUUGGGAUUGGGGCCACAGCCAGCUUUCCUGGAGCUUCUGCCCCAUUCCCAGGGGAUUGGGAUUGAGAUUGAGAAGGGAUUGGAUAGGGAUUGGGACUGUGGCCACAGCCAGCUCUCCUGGAGCUUCUGCCCCAUUCCCAGGGGAUUGGGAUUGAGAUGGAAUUGGAUUGGGAUUGGGGCCACAGCCAGCUCUCCUGGAGCUUCUGCCCCAUUCCCAGGGGAUUGGGAUUGAGAUGGGAUUGGAUUGGGAUUGGGAUUGCAACUGGGGCCAGAGCCAGCUCUCCCAGAGCCUCUGCCUCACUCCCAGGGGAUUGGGAUUGGGAUUGGGGUUGAGGUGGGUUUGAGGCUGGAUCCACUCCCUUCCCAACCCAUGUUCCCAAUAAAGCCCCUCUGCCCAUUCCACGGGGAUCUCUGGGGGGUUCCUGCAGAAAUCAGGGAAUUAUCAGGGAUGGUGAAGGACAGGGAGUGUCCCCAAGAGUGUCCCAGCAGGAUUUGCCCUCAGGAAUGUUCCCAGGGAUUUGGAUUGGGAAUUGUCCCUGCAGGGAAUGUCAGAGAGGGGUGGAGAGGCUGUGCCGGCUCUUCCCAGUGGGAUACAGACCCACGGCCAGCUUUCCUGGAGCUUCUGCCCCAUUCCCAGGGGAUUGGGAUUGAGAUGGAGUUGGAAUUGGAUUGGGAUUGGGAGUGGGGCCACAGCCAGCUUUCCUGGAGCUUCUGCCCCAUUCCCAGGGGAUUGGGAUUGAGAUGGAAUUGGAUUGGAUUGGGAUUGGGGCCACAGCCAGCUCUCCUGGAGCUUCUGCCCCAUUCCCAGAGGAUUGGGAUUGAGAUAGGAUUGGGAUUGAGGCCACAGCCAGCUCUCCUGGAGCUUCUGCCCCAUUCCCAGGGGAUUGGGAUUGAGAUGGAAUUGGGAUUGGGAUGAGUUUGGGGCUGGAUCCACCCCCUCCCCACGCAUGUUCCUAAUAAAAACCUUCUGCCUCUGGCUA